Messenger RNA from Balaenoptera musculus (blue whale), 1092 nucleotides. RefSeq names its product protein serine kinase H2 (gene PSKH2). Gene Ontology annotation, biological process: protein phosphorylation. Gene Ontology annotation, molecular function: ATP binding; protein kinase activity. NCBI's taxonomy places the organism in Eukaryota, Metazoa, Chordata, Mammalia, Artiodactyla, Balaenopteridae. The record is from RefSeq and is a predicted model, not a curated record.
AUGGGUUGUGGCGCCAGCCGCCCGCGCCGGCCCGGGUCGAGAGGGAGAGUCAAGGCCAAGGCCGCCCCGGAGUCUCGAAGGAUGCAGGUGGCCCGCCUCCGCGCCAAGAUCGCCCCCCGGGUCCUCGCCAGAUAUGAUAUCAAGGCUUUUAUCGGGACAGGCAGUUUCAGCAAGUUUGUCAGAGUGGAGCAGAAGACCACCAAGAAACCUUUUGCAAUAAAAGUGAUGGAAACCAGAAUGAGAGAAGGCAGAGAGGCAUGUGAGUCUGAGUUCUCCAUCCUGCGGUGGGUUAGCUAUCAUUACAUCGUCCAGCUCCUGGAGAUCUUUGAGGCCCAAGAUCAAGUUUACAUGGUGAUGGAGUUGGCUACAGGAGGGGAAUUCUUUGAUGGACUCAUCUCUCAGGGAUACUUUACAGAGCAGGACGCUGUCAGAAUCCUCCACACGGUUGCUGAUGGCAUGAGGUGUUUGAACGCAUUGAAAAUAACUCACAGGCACCUAAAGCCCGAAAAUCUCUUAUGUUAUCACCCAGGUGCAUAGUCAAAAUUUUUUAUCACAGAUUUUGGUUUGGCACACUCUGGGAACAAAAGUGGUGACUGGACAGGGAGGAUGCUCUGUGGGACCCCAGAGUAAAUAGCCUCCGAGAUUUUGCUAAGGAAACCUUACACCAGUGCAGUGGACAUGUGGGCUUUUGGCCUAAUCACAUAUGUUUUACUUAGCGGAUUCCUGCCUUUUGAUGGUGAAAGCCAUAUGAGACUUUACAGGAAGAUUCUGAAAGGCAAAUAUAAUUAUACAGGAGAUCUUUGGCCAACUAUUUCCCACUGGGCAAAGGUUAACAAACUACUGAUUUUGGAGGCUAAACAUCAAGUGUCAGCUGGGCAGGCCCUGGACCAUCCCUGGGUCAUCAUGACUGCAGGGUCUUCCAUGAAGAAUCUUUAGAGGGUCAUUUCCCAGAAUUUCAUGCGGAGGGCAUCUCCCCAACCACAGAGUCCCAGAUCUGCACAAUCUUCUAAGUGAUGUUCUUAUCAUAAAUCAAGGCAUAUGUGGAGCAAAAGAAACUUAAAGGUAGAAGAAUCACCACUAUCUGCACUUUAG